Messenger RNA from Funneliformis caledonium, 330 nucleotides. Lineage: Eukaryota; Fungi; Glomeromycota; Glomeromycetes; Glomerales; Glomeraceae. The record is from the annotation of a GenBank genome assembly.
AUGUCACAACAAACCGGACCGUCUUCCUCUUCCUCUCCCUCUUCCACCUCUAACACAUCGUUACCAUUACAAGAACCACAAGUUCGUUAUGAAACUUUAAAUAAUAGGUUCGUUAGACGACUCAAGGAAGAACCAUUAAUUCCUCUCGGAAUGUUUGCAACCUUAUUCGCGUUGGUAGGGGCGACAAUAGGAUUUUAUAGAGGAGAUUCAAAAACCAUGCAACAUUUUUUAAGGUACAGGGUAGCUGCACAAGGAUUUACAGUUAUAGCAGCAACAGCGGUUCCUCUUUAUUACCGGGCGAAUCAUUAUGUGAACAGUAAAAAAAAGUAA